This is a messenger RNA of Schistocerca serialis cubense, 966 nucleotides long. RefSeq names its product micronuclear linker histone polyprotein-like. Bases 1 to 966 code for a protein of 321 amino acids. Lineage: Eukaryota; Metazoa; Arthropoda; Insecta; Orthoptera; Acrididae. The record is from RefSeq and is a predicted model, not a curated record. The transcript has a single exon.
AUGGUAUUCUACGAGAACGAGCUGGAACUAAGCUGCAGAGAUAUUCUGUGCCGACAGCAAAGGUCGCCGACAGCAAAGGUCGCCGACAGCAAAGGUCGCCGACAGCAAAGGUCGCCGACAGCAAAGGUCGCCGACAGCAAAGGUCGCCGACAGCAAAGGUCGCCGACAGCAAAGGUCGCCGACAGCAAAGGUCGCCGACAGCAAAGGUCGCCGACAGCAAAGGUCGCCGACAGCAAAGGUCGCCGACAGCAAAGGUCGCCGACAGCAAAGGUCGCCGACAGCAAAGGUCGCCGACAGCAAAGGUCGCCGACAGCAAAGGUCGCCGACAGCAAAGGUCGCCGACAGCAAAGGUCGCCGACAGCAAAGGUCGCCGACAGCAAAGGUCGCCGACAGCAAAGGUCGCCGACAGCAAAGGUCGCCGACAGCAAAUGUCGCCGACAGCAAAUGUCGCCGACAGCAAAGGUCGCCGACAGGAAAGGUCGCCGACAGGAAAGGUCGCCGACAGGAAAGGUCGCCGACAGGAAAGGUCGCCGACAGGAAAGGUCGCCGACAGGAAAGGUCGCCGACAGGAAAGGUCGCCGACAGGAAAGGUCGCCGACAGGAAAGGUCGCCGACAGGAAAGGUCGCCGACAGGAAAGGUCGCCGACAGGAAAGGUCGCCGACAGGAAAGGUCGCCGACAGGAAAGGUCGCCGACAGGAAAGGUCGCCGACAGGAAAGGUCGCCGACAGGAAAGGUCGCCGACAGGAAAGGUCGCCGACAGGAAAGGUCGCCGACAGGAAAGGUCGCCGACAGGAAAGGUCGCCGACAGGAAAGGUCGCCGACAGGAAAGGUCGCCGACAGGAAAGGUCGCCGACAGGAAAGGUCGCCGACAGGAAAGGUCGCCGACAGGAAAGGUCGCCGACAGGAAAGGUCGCCGACAGGAAAGGUUCACUUCUUUGACUCGAAUGAAACUGGUAACUAUGUAA